GAAAUCUUUUCUCUUUUGUGUGAUUUCGACGUUUUUCUUGAAAACAGUCAUGAAACUUUCUCAUAGACUUAUAUGCUGAUGGAUUCUGUACUCGACAACAACUCAAAAUACAAUCCUAUUGAAAGAUAUGCAUCCUUGGGUCACAAAGUAUUUGGAGCUCCCCAAAAGUAUAUCCAGGCUCCUCAUCUGGUUCAAUAUAUUGGAAAGUACUUGAGUCUACUGAACGCUCAGCACAUUGUACUAGUCAGGGAUCCCCUUUUGAAUAUAUUUACACAAGUACGUGACUCCAUUUUACAACAUAGAGCAGCCAAAAGGGUUGACGAAUAUACAUUCGAUGGCGAGUGUUCGUGGCAACAAGUCAAACGCAUAGUGGAUGCCAUUCACUCCAAGAGCCAUUCUUCAGGUACUCCUGAUUGCCUAGUUGCAGUUGGAGGAGGUAAAACGCUGGAUUUGGGAAAAGCUAUAGCCAAUCAGUUGCGCAUAUCAUUAGCUAUCGUGCCUACUUUAGCAAGUACUGAUGCACCGUGUUCGGCUCUUUCUGUUAUGUAUACACCAGAAGGAGACUUUCAAGAGUAUUCAUUUUAUCCGCUCAAUCCUACCUAUGUAUUUGUUGAUAGCUCAAUCAUAGCAAAAGCACCCAAUCGAUUUCUUGCCAGUGGUAUAGGUGAUGCAAUGGCCACUUUUUAUGAAGCCGAUGUAUGUUUCCAUAAUCCAAAAGCAACUACUUGUCAAGGAGGUCGUCCCACUUUGAGUGCUUAUUCUUUGGCAGAAUUAUGCAAAAAUAUUUUAUUCAAGCAUGGUUUGGAAGCAUUGAAGGAUGUGAAAAAGGAACAAUUAUCAGAGUCUGUGGAUCUCGUGAUUGAAGCCAAUACUCUGUUAAGUGGCUUAGGUUUUGAAAGUGGUGGAUUGGCUGCAGCACAUGCCAUACAUAAUGGUUUGACUAUUCAUCAUGCCACACAUCAUAAAAUGCAUGGAGAGAAGGUUGCUUUUGGAGUUAUCAGUCAACUAUGUAUGGAAGGAAAGAUGGAAGAAGCUUACAAAGUUGCCCAAUUCUUUUAUCAUUGUUACUUACCAGUUACUCUUACCGAUUUGAACUUGAAAGAAAGUGACAGAGAAGGAUUGGAAAAUAUAGCAAAACGAGCUUGUCAACAGGAUGAGACUAUUCACAAUCACCCAUUUCCAGUUACUCCAGACAAAGUUUAUGAUUCCAUGUUGGAAGCUCAUCGUUUAGGAAUGAAAGUUGUGCAUCAGACAAGUAGAGAUUGAAAUAGUAGUAGUGUAUAAAAUUUGUUGUUGUGUCAAAUUUCCAUUUGUCUCUUCUUUGGGUGAUAUAUAUAAUAUAUAAUAUAUAUAUAAUGUAUAUAAUAUAUAAUAUAUAAUAUAUAGCUAAUGUCAUAU
Molecule: messenger RNA, 1398 nt
Organism: Galdieria sulphuraria
Lineage: Eukaryota; Rhodophyta; Bangiophyceae; Galdieriales; Galdieriaceae
Product: glycerol dehydrogenase
Exons: 4
Coding region: 73-1266 (397 amino acids)
Molecular function (GO): metal ion binding; oxidoreductase activity, acting on CH-OH group of donors
Source: RefSeq, a predicted model, not a curated record